CCGAGCCCGGCGGGGCUGAGGCGGCGGCCGUGGGGACGGGCAUGGGCGGCGGGCCCUGACCCCGCCCCGCCAUGGACGAGGACGGCAUGAAGGAGGACGGCAUGAAGGAGGAGGAGGAGGAGGACGGCGGCGAGGCCAUGAUGGACGACCAGAACCACAACAACUGGGGCGCGGGCGUCUACGGGCGGUACCUGCUGGAGGAGCGGCUGCUGCCGCCGGCGGCGGGGCCGCCGCGCCCCGCGGGGCCCGAGCACAACGGCGGGGGGCUGCGGGGCUGCGAGCCGGCGGGCACGGCCGGCAGGGCGGGCGCGGCCGGGGCCAUCGCCGCCAUCAACAUCAGCGCCUCCACGUCCAAGUUCCUGAUGAAUGUUAUAACAAUUGAAGACUAUAAGAGCACAUAUUGGCCAAAGUUGGACAGUGCCAUAGAUCAGCUUUUAACUCAGAGUCCUGGUGACUACAUCCCUAUUUCCUAUGAACAAAUAUACAGUUGUGUGUAUAAGUGUGUAUGCCAGCAACAUUCGGAGCAGAUGUAUAGUGACCUAAUAAAAAAGAUAACUAACCACUUAGAGAGAGUCUCAAAGGAGCUGCAGGCCAGCCCUCCAGAUCUCUAUAUUGAAAGAUUUAACAUAGCUCUUGGACAGUAUAUGGGAGCAUUGCAGAGCAUUGUGCCUCUUUUCAUAUAUAUGAAUAAAUUUUACAUAGAAACCAAGCUUAACAGAGACUUAAAAGAUGACCUUAUAAAGCUGUUUACGGAACACGUUGCAGAAAAGCACAUUUACAACCUAAUGCCUUUACUUUUGGAAGCUCAGUCAACACCGUUUCAAAUAACUCCUUCAACCAUGGCAAAUAUUGUGAAAGGCCUGUAUACACUACGACCAGAAUGGGUACAGAUGGCACCAGCUUUAUUUUCUAAAUUCAUCCCAAAUGUUCUCCCCCCUGCUGUGGAAUCUGAGCUUCAGGAAUAUGCUGCUCAAGACCAGAAACUUCAAAGAGAGCUUAUUCAGAAUGGAUUUACAAGAGGUGACCAGUCACGCAAGAGACCUGGAGAAGAGCUUUACAGUGGCUCAUCAGCUUGUGCAAGCUCCAGGGGAUACAGAUAGUGAAUAUACUGGAUCAGCUUCUAUUCCCAGCCAGAACAGACACUGGAGGAGCACAGAUGGUAUCUGGAGCCUCCUUUGGCAACUGCUGAUACUCAAGCUCUGACACGAACUUUGCCUCAGAGAAGGGUUUUGGACUUUCUUCUUUGUACAACGUCAGUUGCUGCUACAGUUGGGGUGACUUUGAAAGACAUGAUUCCUUGGUCUGGCCUAUCAACAAGUUCAUGUUCUGUGACUUCUGUGAGGAAUGCACCUUGAAAAACAAUCCUUUCAAAGUGGAAGUGGGCAGCCGAAAUCAGCAGCUUCCAAAAGCAUUAGAAUGGAAGAAUCCUUUUUGCACUCUUUUCUUAAUAUUAAGGACAUUCUUAAAACUAGUUAACACGUCAGUGUAUUAGUUUUUGAACUUCCAAGUUAUUUUCUGGAGCUUCUACUUAAUAAUAAGAAUAAAGUUACAUUAUUUUGCAGUAUUUGUUUGUUAGUUUAAAAAUUGUCACCUUUUAAGAGUUGGUCCCUUUGUCACCGAAAAUUGGGAAAUAAACUCUCCAACCAAUUUGGUAGGUUAGAAAGCCAACAUCACUGUAUUACCAGUGCUGGGUGCAUGGGGAUUGCUCCACAAGGCAUGCAUACCAGCAACCUAACAGACCAGCUUAUGUUCAUGGAACUAAUGCAUACUCAUCACGUUUCUAUUACAUAUUCAUUACAUUUCCUGAAUACAUCCAUAUAUGCUAAUUAUUUCCGUGGACUUAUUUGGAUGUGGUUCCAGAUCUUCUAAUGAAUCUUUUCUCCUUGAGAAUAUCUCAAAUAUGUGGUCAGGUUAUAAUGUGCUUCUCUUAUCAUUCUUUGCUCCGACACACAAUCCUUGUUCUCCAAAGUUAAGACAUCUGCUAGUUCAUAUUGAUCACUGAUACAGGUAAAUAAGGAAGCAAUAGCUGGCACAAGACUAUUAAUCAUAGAUGUAGGGAUCAAACACUUUUACUGAGGUUAAAAGAAUUUUCCAACGUCUUUCCCCACUGCUGCAUAGACUCCUUUUAUAAAACAGAUAUAACUUGUUUGGUAACACCAUGUAAAUGUAUCUUCUGUCAGGGAGUUUUCGAUUCCAGAUCUUUGGUUUAUCUCUUGUUUUGUUACUUGGUAUUUUGAAGUCUGUUUUCCUAUGUGUUUGUACUCUGUGCCUUCAGCUUGAGCACUUUGCGACUUUAUAGACCAUAUUUUGUUACUGCAAAAUGUGUUCUUGAGGAAAAACUUGAUGUGAACAAACAUGCUGCAAAGUUGCACUUUUCUCUUGCAUUAAAUAGGAAGUGAAUUUAAGGAGGAAGGAAGAAAAGUUGAACCUAUCACCAUCACUAAUAGUGACUUGGAAGUUUGUCCCCUUUUAUGUUUCAUCUGUAUUAGUGUUUAAUGCAGGGACCAGCUCUUGUAGAACCCCCUUCACUGACUUUUCAUUGGCUUCAGGAGUUGGACUUGUGGGUCCCUUCCAGCUCAGAAUAUUCUGUGAUUCCACAGUUGCAGUAGGUGGAGAUGGGAAUUCCAGACUGAAUGAAAUACUAAGAUAGGGUUUAUGCUGUGCUUUGUAGAAACACUGUGGGCAAAAUUCUCCAGUCUGGAAGGUCUGCAAAGGGCAUCUCCCUGAGCACAAGAUUUGCACUGGGUUGAUCAGCAAACUACGGUACCUGUCCAAGAUCACUGUGUGGCUCCUGUGCCACCUCCCCUGUGUGGGGAGGAGCUGUGCUGGGCUGGGGCAGUGGAUGCAGCCAGAAUCAGGGAUUUGAGGAGUGGUGUAACGGGUGCAUGUGUACCCAUCGGCCUCCUGCCUCCAGGCUUGUGUGAACUCGGCUGGAGAUCCAGCUGGACACAAUUCCAGGAGAUCAGGCCUGUGGUCUGUGUCCUAAUCAUUGUGAUGUAGGUUUUAAUCAGUAGUAUGGCUAAUGCAGCUCUCUCAUUAGGGGAUCAACAUACUUGAAAAGCAGCUUGAUUACAGGGUUUGGGUUUUUUUCAUUACUAUUGAUUUAUUUUUUUAUCACAUUUAGUUAUGAAGAGAAACGAGUUGGUAAUACAAGAUCUUUCUGAAGCGAAAUAAAAGUUUGUUCUGUUUUGUCUGGCACAGCUCUUAUGCCUGUUUAAAGAAAAACAAAAUACCAACACAGCUCCUUUUAUGCUUGCAUGGGUUCAUUACAAAAUGCAGGAAAAAAAAUAGGUGCGGCAGGGACAAAGUUUCAUUUUCUUUUUUUUUUUUUUUUUUUUUUAUCCAGGCUUCCUGUAAGUGAAUUUAAUUCCAUCAGUGUCACAUCAUCCACUUUGGCAAUGCUGUUAAUUUUGAGGGUGGGGGGGAAAGAGGAAUGAAGAUAACACUGCUGGGAUUGACAGAUUCAAAUCUGGUUUACAUAUAUAUUUCUUGGUGUAUUUGCAAAGCCUGUUUGAUUUUGAGGAAGUUUUUGUUUCAAAAUUAAAAUUAAAGCGAAUGCUUUUAGUGUUUUUAUUUCUGUGUAGCAGAAUGCCAGCAGUCUGAUCUCAUCCCCAGUAGUGGAAAACCAAACCACUCUGAGUAGGGAUUUUCAGUGUUGAUAGUGUUUGCUUCAACUUUGCUACCAGCUACUAAAGUUGGAGCAGAGUUAGAUAAAAUCAGGGGGUUUGAAAAUUUUGCUGAAUUAUGCUGUGGUGAAGUUAAUGAAGGCUAAUGGGGAACAAAAAUGAUUUGCCAGCUUCCAGGUCUUUUUAAGUUUUGGCUUUAAACAAAAAUGAAACCUCUGAUAGUGUCCUUAGCUUUAAAAAUCACUGUCUGCUGAAAUGGCAAUAUUCUUGAGGUAAGAAUAGAUGCAUUAACCUAAUUUGGUUAAAGUUUGUUUACAACUUGGUUACCAUCCUAGCUCACAUAAUACAGUGACCAAGCUCUGUCAUCUUUGUCAGGUGAUCACACUUUUGCUCUGUUCCUAAAGUGGUUUUACUGGUUCAGGUUUGUAAAUAACAUGUAGUGCUUUUGCUUCGUGUUCGAGGCAAGGGUUUAACAAUCAUUUUACAGCACGUUGUUUCUGGGACAAACUUCUAGAACAAUCAUUCCAUCCGAAGGUAAAGCAUUCCUGUCAGCACUUUGUGUGCACUGAGGAGUGCUUGGAUGCUCCUCAGUCCUGUAGCAUUCUCACCACUGGCCACCUACCUGAGAAAUCUGUUUGUUAAGCUCUGUGUUAUGUUGUAAAUUUGGCAUUACAAUUCCUGUAUGGUUUGGCAUUAUCAACAUAAUGCUGAAAUAUUGUUUAUCUGUUGAAGACAUGAUCGUUGUGACUGAGCAUGGAACAGAAUACAGCAUACUAUACUAAAUUAUUUCGGUUCUCUGUAAACUUGCAUUUUACUUACAGGUAAACUAACUCAGCCAACUUGAGCAUUGGUACUGUAAAACCACAGUUACCAACAGCAUGAUCCUAACUGCAGUAUUUAAUUUAACCAAAUAACUUGUGGUGAAUCCAUUGCAUCUGUAGCUUACUCUGUUAAGAUUAAGCAGUAAAGUUGGUUAUACAAUGGGUGUCCUCUCUAUGUUGCACUGGUUCUACAGCCAAACUUGCUACAUUAAAAUAUUUUUAGAUUAA
This is a messenger RNA of Lepidothrix coronata (blue-crowned manakin), 4675 nucleotides long. RefSeq names its product CDK2 associated cullin domain 1 (gene CACUL1). Gene Ontology annotation, biological process: ubiquitin-dependent protein catabolic process. The coding region runs from base 72 to 1100 and encodes 342 amino acids. NCBI's taxonomy places the organism in Eukaryota, Metazoa, Chordata, Aves, Passeriformes, Pipridae. Gene Ontology annotation, molecular function: ubiquitin protein ligase binding. The record is from RefSeq and is a predicted model, not a curated record. The transcript is spliced from 9 exons.